UAGAGCUAAACUAAGCAAAUCUCUAAGACCUUUGCUUUUCAUUUCUUUUCUUUUUCUACAAAAUCCCUUUAAAAUAAAAACAAAAACACUAUGCAACCUUAAAACUCUUCCCGUUUAGUCUCUCUCUCUCUUCAUCGCCCUGACCUCUCAUAGGUCUCUCAACUCUCUCAUAACAUUACCAAAAACAUCCCAAAAAACUAAACAUCAUUAAAUUUUGAGCAAGUUUUUCAAUAUAAGAAUACAAUUGAUGGAGGCUGCAAAAGUUUACACACAAGAUGGCACCGUCGACCUCCAAGGCCGUCCCGUCCUAGCCUCUAGGACCGGUCGUUGGAGAGCUUGCUCCUUCCUCCUCGGGUACGAAGCGUUUGAGAGGAUGGCGUUCUAUGGAAUAGCGUCGAACUUAGUGAACUAUUUGACCACAAGACUUCACGAAGACACAAUCUCUUCGGUUAGAAAUGUGAACAAUUGGUCCGGUGCUGUUUGGAUCACUCCGAUCGCCGGAGCUUACAUAGCCGACUCAUACAUCGGUCGCUUUUGGACUUUUACUGCCUCGUCUCUCAUCUACGUCCUGGGGAUGAUUCUCUUAACAAUGGCGGUAACGGUGAAAUCCCUUAGACCGACAUGCGAAAAUGGGGUAUGCAACAAGGCAUCCUCUUUGCAAAUAUCCUUUUUCUACAUAUCCCUCUAUACCAUAGCUAUUGGAGCCGGUGGAACAAAACCUAACAUUUCUACAUUUGGAGCGGACCAAUUCGACAGUUGUAGCAUUGAAGAGAAAAAACAAAAGGUUUCAUUCUUCAAUUGGUGGAUGUUUAGCUCUUUCUUGGGCGCGUUGUUUGCUACAUUGGGGCUCGUAUACAUCCAGGAGAACCUCGGAUGGGGUUUAGGUUAUGGCAUCCCCACAGUAGGACUCUUGGUUUCUCUCAUUGUCUUCUAUAUAGGAACACCAUUUUACAGACAUAAGGUUAUCAAAUCAGACAAUUUGGCCAAAGAUUUGGUUCAAGUUCCGAUUGCGGCAUUCAAAAACCGGAAGCUUCCUUGUCCUGAUGACAUCUCCGAGCUUUAUGAGCUUGACUCCCAUUAUUACAAAAGCACCGGUAAACAUCAAGUUCACCACACUCCCACCUUCAGGUUCUUGGAUAAAGCGGCCAUUAAGACAAGUUCAAGAAAUUUACCAUGUACGGUGACAAAAGUGGAAGUGGCAAAGCGACUGCUAGGACUUAUCUUUAUAUGGCUUGUCACUUUAAUCCCAAGCACCUUGUGGGCACAAGUCAACACUCUCUUCGUGAAACAAGGGACCACGCUGGACCGAAACAUUGGAUCCAACUUCCAGAUCCCCGCAGCUUCACUAGGAAGCUUUGUUACGCUCUCGAUGCUUCUCUCUGUGCCCAUGUACGACCAAUACUUUGUUCCCUUCAUGCGCAAGAAAACCGGAAACCCUAGAGGGAUCACUCUACUCCAAAGGCUAGGGAUAGGGUUUGCCAUACAAAUUGUUGCGAUCGCGGUUGCUUCAGCCGUGGAGGUCAAGAGGAUGCGUGUGAUAAAGGAAUUUCACAUAACUAGCCCGAAACAAGUUGUGCCUAUGAACAUUUUCUGGUUGCUCCCUCAAUACUCUCUUCUAGGCAUUGGGGAUGUGUUCAACGCAAUUGGUUUGCUUGAGUUUUUCUAUGAUCAGUCACCUGAGGAGAUGCAGAGCCUUGGAACAACGUUUUUCACGAGUGGCAUCGGCCUUGGAAAUUUCUUGAACAGCUUCUUGGUAACAAUGAUUGAUAAGAUCACGAGUCAAGGCGGAGGGAAAAGUUGGAUUGGGGAUAAUUUGAAUGACUCUAGGCUUGAUUACUAUUAUGGGUUUCUAAUGGUGAUUUCGAUAGUGAACAUGGGAUUAUUCUUGUGGGCAGCGAGCAAGUAUGUUUACAAGAGUGAUGAGACCAAGGAGGUUAGUGGAGGAUGUGUUCAAAUGGAGACCAAAGCCAUAGACACAUCUCCUCUUAGUAUCUAAUUAUAACAAUGUGAUCAGAGAUAUGUAUAUAUAUGUUUUCAAGAAAAUAUGAAGUUGUAAAAUUCUGAUUAACAUGAUGAAUAAAACUUUAGUGUUUAUUCUUAUCAAACAAUUUAAGUCUGGAA
Molecule: messenger RNA, 2121 nt
Organism: Capsella rubella
Lineage: Eukaryota; Viridiplantae; Streptophyta; Magnoliopsida; Brassicales; Brassicaceae
Product: protein NRT1/ PTR FAMILY 5.1
Exons: 4
Coding region: 248-1996 (582 amino acids)
Biological process (GO): transmembrane transport; dipeptide transport
Cellular component (GO): membrane
Molecular function (GO): tripeptide transmembrane transporter activity; dipeptide transmembrane transporter activity
Source: RefSeq, a predicted model, not a curated record